AUGACUGGGAGAGGCAUAUCUGCAAUCGUCCGUGACGCAUACACGUUCAUCUGCCAUAAUUACUUGGGUGAACAGGACGAGAUAAUCCUGAUAGGAUUCUCAAGAGGUGCAUUCGCUGUGCGAUGUGUAGCAGCCUUCAUUACGGAGAUUGGCCUGCUUCGCAAAACAGGACUGAACUACCUCACCAAACUGUACAGACUGUGGUCCAAGCAGCGAAAAAUGGACUUACCGCCCGAGGAAAUCUUCACGAUCUCGGCUUCGCGGCCCAGCAAAGAGAUUUCCCAUACCUCCUCGUUAGCAUCGUUGAGGGCGGAGACCUCGAGAGCGGAAUCCUUGGAAUCCCUGCAGAGACGCCUAUGCAAGGAUGGCAGGCUUCACAAAGAUGUCCGUAUUAAGGUCUGCGCAGUGUGGGAUACUGUGGGUUCUCUGGGCCUUCCCAUGCCAGGCCCUAUACCGCAGAAAACGUCCAAAACGUUAUGUUUUGUGGAUUCAACUUUGCCUGAAAAGAUCGAAUUUGCUAUCCAAGCGCUUGCUUUGAACGAGCGCCGCAAGCACUUCCAACCAACUAUCUGGCAGGAUAAUGGGGUCACUGAACUCAAGCAGUGCUGGUUCUUGGGGGCUCAUAGCAAUGUUGGUGGCGGGUAUGAAGAUACCGGACUUGCGAACCUCGCAUUAGUCUGGUUUAUAGCUCAACUGGAGAAAUAUAUAUGCUUCGACCACACGGCGUUGCUUCAGAUGAGUUCUUCUCAUCGGACUGUGGGGGAGAGUGUGGCCAUAAAAGAGUUCAGAACAUCCAGUAUAAAAUCAGCUGUUGGUCCGGCUUCUUUGGGCCAUCCAAGCGCCAAUGCGUCUGCCUCGGACUAUCCAAGUCCUGAGCCAACUAGGAUGCAAAGGGCGAAAGAUUCGCUGAAAACCGUCAACAGUCGUGUCAUUCUAGUCUGUUGA
Messenger RNA from Aspergillus calidoustus, 945 nucleotides. NCBI's taxonomy places the organism in Eukaryota, Fungi, Ascomycota, Eurotiomycetes, Eurotiales, Aspergillaceae. The record is from the annotation of a GenBank genome assembly.